UUGAGUGACUGACGAAUUAAAAUUGAUUUAUUUACUAUUUUACUUAAUUUUCUUACUUUCCCUUAUCGUUCGUAGAAAACGAAAUUUAUUUAAAAAUGUAAUUCUAUAUUUGUUCUUUUUAUUAUACUGCAUUAUUUUAUUAAAAUGAGUGCAAUAAAGGGUAAAGGUCCAAUAUACGACCCGGGCUUAUGCCGAUGUUGUGGGACCAUGAAGAAAUGUCGCGUUUUGAAUGUAGAAUACGAGAACAGCGGCAAAAAGGAAGUCUAUUCGGAUAUGAUGAUGGACUGCUUUGGGCUACUGCUAUCCCAUUUAGAUGGGAAGCCGUCUGAGAGGCUGGUGUGUGCUACAUGCGUGCUGAGGCUCCGGGAGGCAGUUGGUUUCCGUCAACAGGUUCUACAGUGUGAGGAGGCGUUCAUACAGAUGAAGAUGUAUGAUAUUGAUAAUGAAGAGCGUCAGAUAGAGGAGCGUAUAAUAUGCAUACCCAAGGUGGAGAUGGAUGAGGUGAAGACUGAACCUCAAGACCGGGAGAGCGAUGUUGGCUCCCUGAGCGGGGACGCGCUGGCGGACACUGGUGACUAUGGAGAUGACGAGCUGAUCAAGUCAGAAACCUGCAAUGACGAUACUAAUUCAGAUGAUUUGCCGCUGCAGUGCAUCAAGAAGGAUUCAGCCAGCCUCAAGAGAUUGGAGCUGAAGAGGCAGCGCGUGCGAACUUCGGCCAUGAUGAUGAAGAAGUUGCCAAUGUCGAAACUACAGCAAAUGAUGCGAGAACGUGACCCGGCCUACAUAAGAGAAACCAACAUUCUCACCAUAGUGGAAUUCUCGUACGUUUGCCCGUUCAAGUGUCGCCACAAUCAUUUGCUAUGUUACUACUGCGGCGAGAAUUUCCAAGACCCACUGCUGUUGAGGCAGCACACAGAAAGCUUGCACCAUCCCAAAAAGUUCAAAGUGACAGAAACGAAGAAUGUGAUAAAACUCGAUUUAACAAGAAUCGAUUGUCGACUGUGCGGCGCGGGAAUCGAUAAUCUCGAAGAUUUUAAAAAACAUAUAACGAGUGUUCAUAGGAAGAAGUAUUAUUAUAAUCAUAAAGAUUCUAUAUUGCCGUUCCGUUUGACGAAACACGAAAUGAAGUGCGCGCUGUGUGACGUAUUGUUUCCCUAUUUUCAUGCGUUGAACAAACAUAUGAACGAACAUUUCAGUAAUUAUGUGUGUGAAACAUGCGGUUUGGGUUUCGUUGAUAAAGCAAGGUUCGUCAUGCACCAACAAAGGCACGAUGUCGGUGACUUCCCAUGUGAGACUUGCGGGAAAAUAUUCAAAGCACAAUACAACCGGGACCUACACAUAGACAGGGUACACAACAAGCGGGGCCGGGUGUACUGCCCCAAGUGUGACAUGAAGCUCAUGUCGUACCCUCAGAAGCUGAAGCACCUGGUGGAAGUCCAUGGGGAGGAACCGCUGAGUUUUCCAUGCAGUAUGUGUGAUAAAGUCUGCGAUACGAGAAGGACAUUGACUAUACAUAGGCGGAAGGAUCAUCUGAAGGAUUAUAGAUAUGAGUGCCAGUGUUGCGGUCAGAAGUUCUUCACGCGUUUCGCAUUAAACAAUCACAUGCCAACGCAUACGGGUGAAAGGAAUUAUAAGUGUAAAGUUUGUGAGAAGUCGUACCCAAGACUGAAGACGCUGAAGGAUCAUAUGAGGAUACACACCAACGACAGGAGAUACAGGUGUCAUAUUUGCGGCCAGGCGUUCAUCCAGAACUGUAGCUUGAAGGGGCAUAUGAAGAGUCAACAUCCUGAAUAUGGAUAAGACAACAGAACUCAACGUUUGU
Molecule: messenger RNA, 1822 nt
Organism: Achroia grisella
Lineage: Eukaryota; Metazoa; Arthropoda; Insecta; Lepidoptera; Pyralidae
Product: zinc finger protein 260-like
Exons: 8
Coding region: 145-1800 (551 amino acids)
Biological process (GO): regulation of transcription by RNA polymerase II
Cellular component (GO): nucleus
Molecular function (GO): DNA-binding transcription factor activity, RNA polymerase II-specific; RNA polymerase II transcription regulatory region sequence-specific DNA binding; zinc ion binding
Source: RefSeq, a predicted model, not a curated record